AUGUCGUUUACGGACAAGGAAGAGAAUCAAAAGAAGGACGAUGGCCUGACCAGAGAAUCCACACAUGACCAAGGUCAAGAAUUGUCGCAGCCGCAUCACAAUGGCAUCCAAAAGCCGGAGUCUCUUUUGGGCGAGGCUGCUUUCGUGGGGGUUAUAUGCGGCGCUCAGCUGAUGACACAGGCAGGACUGGGCCAGUCGAUAGCGCCUCUGCAUAUAAUUGGUGACAGUUUUGGCACUCGUAAUCCCGGGCAGCUCAGCUGGUUUGCUGCUGCAUAUUCCUUGACAGUAGGUACGUUCAUAUUGAUCGCGGGGAGACUUGGAGACGUUUAUGGACACAAGAAGUUUUUCAUCAUAGGCUUUUUCUGGUACGCGCUGUGGUCAUUGCUGGCUGGCUUCAGCGUUUACUCCAAUCAAAUUUUCUUCGACUGCUGCCGCGCCUUCCAAGGCAUUGGGCCAGCACUUUUGCUUCCCAACGCCAUCGCCAUCCUUGGUCGUACAUAUGUGCCUGGAAGGAGAAAGGCUAUGAUCCUUAGCUUGUUUGGUGCGACCGCGCCCGCAGGCUUUGUCCUCGGCGCUGUGUUCUCAUCCAUUUUCGGUCAGCUAACUUGGUGGCCUUGGGCGUAUUGGGCAAUGGGUAUUGUGUGUUUCUUUUUGGCAGUUGCUGGUAUUCUAGUCAUCCCGCGCAUGCCUUUGCCAGAGCUCGAUACUUCCGUAAGCACCUACCAACGUCUUGAUAUCCCCGGUUCUGUUACGGGUGUUAUCGGGCUUGUGCUGCUCAAUUUCGCAUGGAACCAAGGCCCUGUCGUGGGAUGGCAAACACCAUACACAUACUCACUCUUAAUUGUCAGCGCCGUUUUCUUAUGUGUGUUUGCCUUUAUUGAAUCGCGUGCCCCUCACCCCCUCCUUCCCCUCUCUGCGCUGAGCAGCGACGCCGCAUUUGUGCUCGGGUGCGUGGGCGCGGGCUGGUCGAGCUUCGGGAUCUGGAUAUACUAUUUCUGGCUUUUCUUAGAAGAGCUGAGAGGACACAGCCCCCUCUUGACGAGUGCGCAGUUUGCGCCGGUGGCUAUUAGCGGCUUGUGUGCAGCUCUGACGACCGGUUUUGUGAUAACCCGAGUGCGGGCCAGUCUCGUUAUGCUUUUUGCAAUGACGGCUUUCACGGUUGGGGGGAUAUUGAUCGCUACUGCGCCUGUGAAACAGGUCUAUUGGGCACAAGCUUUUGUUUCGAUCAUUGUGAUGCCUUGGGGAAUGGAUAUGUCCUUUCCAGCGGCGACAAUAAUGUUGAGCGACUCGAUGCCUCAUGAACACCAAGGCCUCGCAGCUUCACUAGUCAACGUGGUGGUGAAUUACUCGAUUUCUAUUGGAUUGGGUCUCGCAGGUACUGUUGAAGGCCGGGUCAACAACGGAGGUGCCAACUUACUAAAGGGAUAUCGUGGUGCUUGGUAUAUGGGUAUCGGCCUAAGUGGUUUCGGCAUUCUUAUUGCCUUCAUGUACGAAUACCAUACUUUCAAAAAGUCGAAGAAAAUGCCUUCUGAGAAGCCUUUCGCUUAA
Messenger RNA from Lachancea thermotolerans CBS 6340, 1548 nucleotides. RefSeq names its product Amf1p (gene AMF1). Gene Ontology annotation, molecular function: transmembrane transporter activity. Gene Ontology annotation, cellular component: membrane. The record is from RefSeq and is a predicted model, not a curated record. The coding region runs from base 1 to 1548 and encodes 515 amino acids. The transcript has a single exon. Gene Ontology annotation, biological process: transmembrane transport. NCBI's taxonomy places the organism in Eukaryota, Fungi, Ascomycota, Saccharomycetes, Saccharomycetales, Saccharomycetaceae.